UUGAUAGCGAUCGUGUUUGUUGUAGUUCACUUCGCUUGACACUGGUGCAUAUUUUAUGCUAUUGAUCUCCAGCGUUGCUUGAAAUUCUGCGUUUGUUGUAACAGCGUGAGAACGGGCACAAUUUCCCGCACUGGAAAUUAACUGUUAGAAAAAACAACGGUUAAGAAUCCUUAAUCAUCAUAACCGAUGUCGGCAACCAGGUCAUUGUUAGCGGUUGCUGUCAGGUCAUGCUCAUCAGAUGCGACGUUGUACCACUGUCCAAAUGAUUGUCAUUGUAGCCGAGCGACAAAAAACCUCUUACAAUUUACAGAGUUUACGACGAUUUAUCCAAAAAGGAGCAGCUUUUUCCCAUUUUCCUCCUUCUGUUACUAAAAAAUGAUAAAACACCGCCUUUUGAAUACAUAUUUCUUUCGGUCGAUAUUAUUUCUAUGGAUUAGCUUGAUUGGUUCUCCCGUUUUUUGUACCACUCGGUAUUAUGGAUCAUACCUUUCAUACGGAUCUGGGGACACGAUAAUACAAACUCUCCACGCACAUUCGGGAAACGACGAUAUAGAGCGAAAGUGGCAUGUGGAAUGUCUUGAUGGAGAAGCUCUUGUCGGAAUACAGGAUAUGGUCAACGAUUUCCAGAAACUGGAAGCUGUUUGGUGCAAAUUUUUGUUUCCGCACAAACAGCCCGCAAACGGGAUGUAUCCUUAUUAUCCCAUAUGCUUCCCCAGAAAUUACACGUCGCAAUUUUUUUGCUUCAAUCCCCAUCAAAUUCAACUCACUGCGAAUUCAUUUAUUACAGGACUCUGGGACGAUGAAUCGCAGUUUUUGGUGUCCCGAAUAGGUUUGGACAAAAGUCAGCCGUAUAAAUGUUGUAGAGCGCCCCCGGAAUAUUAUAUUGAUUACACCAGCUGCUACUACAUGCCAACGCAUGACCAGUACUGGGAAUACUAUGAUUCUUUGCAACAUGUCAUUGUUUAUUGUGCCGGCGGCUAUGUCAUGACGGGCAUAUCGAAAAAGAUCAACCCAAUCUAUGGCGAGUGGCAUAUCGAAUGGAUUCAGUGCUGUCGAAUUGGUUUUGGUGGAGCUGGUAAAAUUCCUCCGCCGACGCGGAUAAAGCGUUCGGAAGACACGGAAGACGAAGACAUCUAUCUUUAUCCGAACGCGCGUGCUCCACUUCAAAUUCCAAAGAACUGUUCCAUAUUUUUCUCGGCAAUUCACCAAUAAAAUUUAUUGGUGGUAAAACCAUCAGUUCGGUCCAAUUCUGGUGACAUUCAAAUUGUUACCAAAAUCCAGCCGAUCUUUUUUUACCACAUCGGCACCAGUGUAAACGCUAACUUCAUUUGCUCCGCCUUUUUUGUUAUUCGGUAAUGUUAUAUACGUACAGUGUACCUUCAUUUAAAUUGUGCGGAUUCAUAAUGAACUACGAUACCUGAUGUUUUGCUUGUU
Molecule: messenger RNA, 1434 nt
Organism: Paramacrobiotus metropolitanus
Lineage: Eukaryota; Metazoa; Tardigrada; Eutardigrada; Parachela; Macrobiotidae
Exons: 10
Coding region: 376-1212 (278 amino acids)
Source: RefSeq, a predicted model, not a curated record